Eptesicus fuscus (big brown bat) is the source of this 3005-nucleotide messenger RNA. RefSeq names its product guanine deaminase (gene GDA). Gene Ontology annotation, cellular component: cytosol. Gene Ontology annotation, biological process: guanine catabolic process. Gene Ontology annotation, molecular function: guanine deaminase activity; zinc ion binding. Bases 39 to 1400 code for a protein of 453 amino acids. The record is from RefSeq and is a predicted model, not a curated record. The transcript is spliced from 14 exons. NCBI's taxonomy places the organism in Eukaryota, Metazoa, Chordata, Mammalia, Chiroptera, Vespertilionidae.
GGCCCGCGGACCCCGCCGCGCUGCGCUCGGCCGCUGACAUGUGCGCCGCCCGGAUGCCGCCCCUGGCGCACAUCUUCCGAGGGACGUUCGUCCACUCCACCUGGACCUGCCCCAUGGAGGUGCUGCGGGAUCACCUCCUCGGAGUGAGCGACAGCGGCACGAUAGUGUUUUUAGAAGAAGCAUCUCAACAAGAAAAGCUGGCCAAAGAAUGGGGCUUCAAGCCGUGUGACGUAAGAGAACUGAGCCAACAUGAGUUCUUCAUGCCUGGGCUGGUUGAUACACACAUCCAUGCCGCUCAGUAUUCCUUUGCUGGGAGUAACGUAGACCUGCCGCUUCUGCAGUGGCUGACCAAGUACACGUUUCCUACAGAACUCAAGUUCCAGAACUUGGACUUCGCUGAAGAAGUAUAUACCAGAGUUGUCAGGAGAACACUGAAGAAUGGAACAACUACAGCUUGUUACUUUACAACAAUUUACACUGACUCAUCCCUGCUCCUUGCGGAAAUUACAGAUAAAUUUGGGCAGCGGGCAUUUGUGGGCAAAGUCUGCAUGGAUAUGAAUGACACUGUUCCAGAAUACAAAGAAACCACUGAGGAAUCAAUCGAGGAAACAGAGAGAUUCGUGUCAGAAAUGCUCCAAAAGAACUAUUCUAGAGUGAAGCCCAUAGUGACACCACGUUUUGCCCUUUCCUGCUCUGAGACGAUGCUGGCCGAACUUGGAAACAUCGCGAAGACCCGCGAUUUGCACAUUCAGAGCCAUAUAAGUGAAAAUCCUGAUGAAGUUAAAGCUGUGGAAAACUUAUACCCCAGUUAUAAAAACUAUACAGAUGUGUAUGAUAAAAACAAUCUUCUGACAAAUAAGACAGUGAUGGCACACGGCUGCUACCUUUCCGCAGAAGAACUGGAUGUUUUCAGGGAACGAGGAGCAGCGAUCGCACAUUGUCCCAAUUCUAACUUGUCGCUCACCAGCGGCUUACUCAAUGUGCUAGAAGUGCUGAAACACGAUGUGAAAAUUGGGCUGGGCACAGAUGUGGCUGGUGGUUAUUCAUGUUCCAUGCUUGAUGCAAUCAGAAGAGCAGUGAUGGUUUCUAAUACCCUUGUAAUUACUAAGGAAAAUGAGGAUAGCCUCACCCUCAAAGAGGUAUUCAGACUAGCGACUCUCGGAGGCAGCCAAGCCCUGGGGCUUGAUAAAGAAAUUGGAAACUUUGAAGUGGGCAAGGAAUUUGAUGCCCUCUUGAUCAACCCCAAAGCAUCUGAUUCACCCAUUGACCUGUUUUGUGGGGAUUUUAGUGAUACUUCUGACGCUUUUAUCCAGAAGUUUCUCUAUCUAGGAGAUGACCGGAAUAUUGAGGAGGUUUAUGUGGGCGGAAAGCAGGUGGUUCCCUUUUCAAGCUCAGUCUAAGACCCUCGGCGUCUCCUCAAGUUCUCCUGGAUAGCGUGGUUCUGCACCUCCUUAUGCCCAGGCGGAGUUAGAACGUCAAAAAAUAGUACCUUGUUCUUGGGAUGACUAUCUCUUUGUGUGCUUACUUACAGUGCUCACUUGACAAAUCGAAGGAAGUUGCACUAAUUCUUAAAUCUCUGGUUGGGAGGAUUCAAAAUGUAUCCCUUUUGAGCUGUUCAGAUUUACUUUAAGCUUAAAUAUAAGAGAAUGUUAUGACUAGUGGUGUUCUUAUUAUGAGAUUUAAGUAAAAUCUACCUAAUAUUUGGAAAUGUGAAGAGGAAAGAUAUUCCUGUGAGGUUCCAUAUUCUGAGCUAGUAAAUAUGAAAAUUGGAUAUGGAAAAUGAACUAGUGAAUAUAUUUUUAUGAGGGAGAAAAAGUUAGACUACAGACAAACAUUGGAAAAUCAUUUCAGAUUGCUUGAAAAUUAUAUACUGAGCUUACUAAUUUAAAAAGAGAACUCACUGAGAUUUAAAACGUGUUUUUAGGUUGACUUUGUGUUCUGGAAAUUUUCACUUAAUGGAAUUUGCGUUUCAGAGACUUGUUAUUGUUGCGCUUUGCCCUCUUUGGGGAUUAAUUGUCAGAAAUUGAAUGCCACGUGCUUUCUUAAUAUAGUUCUGUGCUUCAAAAGUGUUUGGCAGAAGUUGGGUAGUAAAGAUUUAAAGUCUCUUAAGAAUAGUAUUCACACAACUACGUGGCAUAAAUAGUUGUAUUUUUGUGUACUUAAGUUACCUUAAUGUAUAACUGUGUGAUGCUGUUAUUACUUCAGUUUCAUUAGAAGAGAAACACAUUCCAUACUCCGCUGUUGUGUAGACUGAAGUCUUCAUAAAUUGGGACAAGUGCUGGGCACUCACGAGCUGUCAAUACUGAAAGGAAGGGUUUCAUUGCAAUGGCCUAGUCUCCCCAAGGAUUAUGCCGUAGUCGCUGGCAAUUUCAUACUCAGAUCAAUCUGUUAGAACUUUUAAAUGAAGGCAAAUCCUAUUAAAAAUAUUAUUAAAAAUCUUUAAACCUUGUAUAUCACAAGCACUCUAUUUUCCCAAUUUUAUCCUAUUAUACUUUUAAUUCCUAGGAAUUUUAGGACAUUGGCAUUUUAGUAUAAUGAAAAAUAUGUAGACAUCCCACAUAAUGUUUAUAUUAAUAGGACUUAAUCUGUACCAGACACCUAGGAAGAUUAAGCAAAGCAAAGAGUAUUUUUAUGCCUCCUAACUAAUUAGUGCAUUUUCCCAUAACCUAAAAUUAAAAACAAAUUAUGACUAUGAUAAAUCCUUUACAAGUAUUGAUGUGAAUGCUAUUUAAAUACUAUGUUUUUCUCCUUUAAUUCCAAAUAAUAUAAACUAACAAGGGAAAGGAGUAGAUUUUCUUAAUAUUUCAUAGCACUUAUUAAUACCUUAUAAUAGAGAACUUUAUGCUCUAGAGAUAACUCCAUAUAUAGAGAAUAAGGACAAAAUUCUCCCUCUUGCAUAUAAUUUUUAUUCUCAUAUAAUCAUGGUUAUUCAGCAGUAAUUUGCCCAGUUAUUAUUGUUGUUUUUUUCCUUUGUGGAAGCACUUUUAGAUUUGAUUAUGCUUGAC